AUGUCCUCAUUCAAGAAUAUCCUUUAUUUCCAGGCUGGACUUGGAAUCCUAGCAAAUAUGUCUCUUCUUUGCUUCUACAUUUUUAUAAUCCUAGGUUACAGACCUAGGCCCACAGACUUGAUCUCCUGUCAACUGACCUUCAUUCACAUAAUGAUGUUCCUUAUUGGAGGGGACCUUUUGCUUACAAAUAUAUUUGAGUCAUUGAACAUUGAUAAUGACUUCAAAUGUAAGGCAACCUUUUACAUAAGCAGGGUGAUGAGAGGCCUCUCUAUCUGUACCACCUGCCUCCUGAGUGUGUUCCAGGCUGUCACUAUCAGUCCGAGUACCUCUUCUUUGGCAAAGUUUAAGCAAAAACUGAAAAAAUAUAUGAUCCAUGUUUUCUUGUGUAUUUGGUCUUUCAGUUUGUCUUACAGUAGUAGCCGGAUCUUCUAUGUUCGUGGUUUUACUAAUGUGAGUGAGACUAACCAAAUGCAGGUUACUAAAUCCUGCACACUCCUCCGCAUGAGCUCCAUCAUCAGAGUAUUUAUCUUUACAGUGACAACCUCUAGAGAUGUGUUUCUUGUAGGAGUCAUGCUGUCCACAAGUGCAUACAUGGUGAUUAUCUUGUGCAGACAUCAGAGGCAAUACAAGCAUCUUCAUAGCAUCAGACAUCUAAGAGCAUCCCCUGAGAAAAGAGCCACCCAGACCAUCUUGCUGCUGGUGGUUUUCUUUGUGGUCAUGUAUUGGGUGGACUUCAUCAUUUCUUUCACAUCAGUCCUGCUGUGGAUUUAUGACCCUGUCGUCCUCAGGGUUCAGAAGUUUGUGGUGUAUGCCUAUCCAACAAUUAGUCCUUUUGUACAAAUCAGUUCUGAUAACAGAAUAACCAAUAUGCUGAAACUCAUGCACUCAAAGCACCAUCAGAAUUUUGUUAAAAAAUAA
This is a messenger RNA of Rattus norvegicus (Norway rat), 918 nucleotides long. It is a transcript of the gene Vom1r73, whose product is annotated as vomeronasal 1 receptor 73. The transcript has a single exon. Gene Ontology annotation, cellular component: membrane; plasma membrane. Gene Ontology annotation, biological process: G protein-coupled receptor signaling pathway; signal transduction; sensory perception of chemical stimulus. Bases 1 to 918 code for a protein of 305 amino acids. Lineage: Eukaryota; Metazoa; Chordata; Mammalia; Rodentia; Muridae. The record is from RefSeq and is marked validated. Gene Ontology annotation, molecular function: G protein-coupled receptor activity; pheromone receptor activity.